UGUGUUUAAUACUUUAGCUGCACAAAGUCCUAACCAAGAAAAGUGUGUAAAACGUUCUUCAAAACAAAAUGUAACACUAAGUGGAAUUAGUUUGUCCUGUGGACAGUGUUAUGACUGCAAAAGGAAAUGAAAAACUCUACACAGUUUUCAUAUUUCACACUCGGUGCCUACUCUGACACAGGGGUUUUAAAAUACGUCUAUUUCAUGAUUAUUAUGUCUUUAUAUAUGUUAACUGUUUGUGCCAAUGUGUUGCUGAUUGUGGUUAUCUGUCUGAACAGGAGCUUACAUGAACCCAUGUACAUUUUUCUGUGCAGCCUGUUUGUAAAUGAGCUGUUGGGUAGUACAGGGCUAUAUCCAUUCCUCCUGGUUCAGAUCCUCUCUGACAUUCACACUGUUUCUGCUCCUUUUUGUUUCCUGCAGAAUUACGUUUUAUUUUCUUAUGGAGGGGUGGAAUACUUAAACUUAGCCGUCAUGUCUUAUGACAGAUAUCUCGCUAUCUGUCGGCCUCUACAAUAUAACACACAAAUGUCAUUUAACAAGAUUUCCAUGCUUAUUGCUGUAACAUGGUUGUUUCCUUUACUACUGUGUGUUGUGAUGACAUACUUGAGUAGCUCCUUACAGCUGUGUGGGACAAUUAUUGAGAAAGUGUACUGUGACAACUACUCCAUUGUCAGACUGGCGUGCAAUGACACAACGAUCAACAACAUCUAUGGACUCGUUAUCACUGCACUCUCAAUCUUUUGUCCUCUAAUGCUGAUCAUUUACACUUACAUUAAGAUUCUUAAAAUAUGUUUUUCUGGCUCUAAACAGACGAGACAGAAAGCUUUCAGCACCUGCGUUCCUCACCUUGUUUCUCUGCUCAACUUUUCAUGUGGGGCUGGCUUUGAAAUAUUACAGAGUAGGUUCAAUAUGAGCAAUUUACCCAAUAUUUUGAGAAUAUUUUUAUCAUUGUACUGGCUGACAUGCCAGCCGGUUUUGAACCCUUUACUUUACGGUCUUAAUAUGUCAAAAAUCCGCAUCAUGUGUAAAAGUCUUGUCUCUGCUAAAAUGUAG
Centropristis striata (black sea bass) is the source of this 1053-nucleotide messenger RNA. Its product is annotated as olfactory receptor 10A6-like. Gene Ontology annotation, cellular component: membrane. NCBI's taxonomy places the organism in Eukaryota, Metazoa, Chordata, Actinopteri, Perciformes, Serranidae. The coding region runs from base 127 to 1053 and encodes 308 amino acids. The record is from RefSeq and is a predicted model, not a curated record. Gene Ontology annotation, biological process: G protein-coupled receptor signaling pathway. The transcript has a single exon. Gene Ontology annotation, molecular function: G protein-coupled receptor activity; olfactory receptor activity.